CCCGUGCGGCGGUUUGUGCGUCGGGUGUUCAGUGUACGUGGAUUGUGGACUGUAGGCAGGUGGUGACAGCGGUUCUCCCCGUCAGAACCUUUCCUAUUCACCCCUCAAACCCCUUUCCCCCCUCCUUUACCCUUCCCUCCCUUUUACCUUUCCUUAGGCCUCCCUCGAUUUUACCGUACCCCCGUCUCGUUGUCGAAGGGACGCGGACUAUUGUUCCUACCGAUCUACUCCAAUAUUUCCCCCUCCCCCUUCAAUCGGCUACUGGGCAGGCCGCCGGUUUCUUGCAACCAUCUUCGCCCCCUUUCAACCGUUUUCCCUGCGGGGCCUGCCUCUCUGAACGGACGCUGAUCUCCUCUGCCCUGGACUCCCGGAACUGGUUGACAGCUGGCUGACGUUAUUUUUGGUUUGCUGCUGGCGGCAAAUUUAAGUUUGGCGUUUUUCAUAAAUACAAGAAGGACUCAAAUAGAUGUGCAUCUCCACUUGAUUACACUGUUCCCAAAGAAUCCAGAAACACCAAUACUAUUACCACAAUGGACCCAAAGAUGACUGAAGGCGGACUGAAUGUUACCCUUACCAUCCGACUGCUCAUGCAUGGAAAGGAAGUUGGAAGCAUCAUUGGAAAGAAAGGUGAAACUGUGAAAAAGAUGCGUGAAGAGAGCGGUGCACGCAUUAAUAUCUCUGAAGGAAAUUGUCCUGAGAGAAUUGUCACCAUCACAGGCCCAACUGAUGCAAUAUUCAAGGCAUUUGCAAUGAUUGCCUUUAAGUUUGAGGAGGACAUUGAUAAUUCAAUGAGCAAUAGCACAGCAACCAGUAAACCACCUGUGACCCUGCGACUCGUCGUACCUGCUAGCCAGUGUGGGUCUCUGAUUGGAAAAGGAGGCUCCAAAAUCAAAGAAAUUCGUGAGUCAACAGGGGCUCAAGUCCAGGUGGCAGGGGACAUGCUGCCUAAUUCUACUGAACGAGCUGUGACAAUCUCUGGGAUGCCAGAUGCAAUCAUCCAAUGUGUGAAGCAAAUUUGUGUGGUGAUGCUGGAGGUACAGUAUAAGUCCCCACCGAAAGGUGCCACCAUUCCCUACCGCCCAAAGCCCGCCUCUGCCCCCGUCAUUUUUGCAGGUGGCCAGGUAAGAGCAGAUCCCCUCUCGGCCUCCGCAGCCAACCUCAGCCUCUUACUGCAGCACCAGCCACUGCCUGCCUAUACAAUUCAGGGACAAUAUGCCAUUCCACACCCAGAUGAUGCGUGCCUCUCGUCAGCUGACUAUAAAGCGGCGUUGGCAUCAACAUUGUGGCGAAGUCCGCAGCUUGCUCACUCAUCCUCCCAGCUGAAGGAAUCUGCAUGGACACCAGAGUCCUUGAAAGAAAAAAUGGAAUUUAAAAACUUUAAAGAAGAUUCAGGAACUUGGGGUUUGGAUGCCAAUUCCCCGGCCAGUACUCAUGAACUCGCCAUUCCCAAUGAUCUGAUUGGGUGUAUAAUCGGCAGACAAGGAAGCAAAAUUAAUGAGAUAAGGCAGAUGUCUGGGGCGCAGAUUAAAAUAGCUAAUGCAGCAGAAGGCUCAACAGAACGUCAGAUAACUAUUACUGGAUCCCCUGCCAAUAUAAGCCUUGCACAGUACCUCAUUAAUGCAAGGCUAACAUCUGAAGUUUCUGGAAUGGGCCCUCUUUAAUUGUUUAUGCAGCUCCCUCUGCUCUCCGUGUCAUGUUGCCCACCUGCGAAAACCACAAGCAACCUGCUUCCACUUGUUUGUAAAAUUUGUAUAUUACAGUUCUGCCUCAUAGAAAAUAGUUAAAAUGUUAAAUUUUAAGAAAUUAUCCUGAAAUUCUUUUUAAAUCCAGUCCCCCUUAACUAAACCCAACUACCCCAUUUCUUGUUUUAAUGUAAGUUUUUUGUUUCAACAUUAACUUAAAUUAACAAUCGCUUGCAAAAAUUGUAUUUGAAGACUAUUUUCUCUGUAUACUUUUUAGUUUAGUAAUUACUGGUAACAUGAUUGCAACCUUUUUAUAUUAAAAAAAUAAACCUUGAUGUUAUCCAAUUAUUUGAAGUUCUAUCUGGAUGUAAUAAAGGAAGGUACAUGACUAUA
Hypanus sabinus (Atlantic stingray) is the source of this 2075-nucleotide messenger RNA. RefSeq names its product poly(rC)-binding protein 3. Gene Ontology annotation, molecular function: mRNA binding. Gene Ontology annotation, cellular component: nucleus; cytoplasm. The transcript is spliced from 14 exons. The record is from RefSeq and is a predicted model, not a curated record. Gene Ontology annotation, biological process: negative regulation of mRNA splicing, via spliceosome. Bases 531 to 1661 code for a protein of 376 amino acids. NCBI's taxonomy places the organism in Eukaryota, Metazoa, Chordata, Chondrichthyes, Myliobatiformes, Dasyatidae.